Messenger RNA from Phytomonas sp. EM1, 1086 nucleotides. Lineage: Eukaryota; Euglenozoa; Kinetoplastea; Trypanosomatida; Trypanosomatidae. The record is from the annotation of a GenBank genome assembly.
AUGCCAACGCAGGUUGACGCGACGCUUGCCGCGAAAUUGCUAGACUCCCCUUUGAAGUAUUUUUUGUUAGACAUCGAUGGGGUGGUUGCUUCCGGCCACGAAGUCAUCCCGCGCGUACCGGAGACCUUAAAAUACCUACGCUUCAAAGGAAAAACGAUCCGCUUUCUCUCCAAUAACUCCUCCUACUCGCGACAUCAGAUCAUCAAGGUUUUCGAAAAGCGCGGCAUCCGCGGAUUUACGGAGAAGGAGGUCUACAACAGUGGCUACGCCGCCGCGCUGCGGCUCCAGCAGCUUCUAGGAAAGCCCGUUCGCGAUCCCGACGGCGGCGAGCAGCUUCUCGUCCACGGCAACCUCUUCGUGAUCGGAGAAGGGGGGCUGCACGAGGAGCUCCGCCGCGUCCUCGCGCCCGGGUUCAUCACCUACGGCCUGGAGCUGCACGACGCGGAGCGGGUGGGCGGCUUCGACGGGGCGAGGGUCUGCUCCGCGUGGGGGUGCGCGGUGCUGCCGCCGCCUCUCGCCGACGUGGCGACGUCGCCCAACCGGCGCCUCUCCCUCGCAGACCUCAACGCGGUCGCGGUGGUGGUCGGGCUGGAUUGGCACUUCAACACGCUGAAGCUCGCGUACGCGGCGAUGAUCCUGCGCGGUCCGCCGCGCCCGGAAGGGGGGCUGGGCGGGGAAGAGGAGGGGGAGGGGGCCGCGCCGGGCGCGCUGUUCAUCGCCACGAACGAGGAUCCCCAGGUGCCGGCAGGCUGCAGGGAGGUUUUCGCACCGGGCGACGGCUGCAUGGUGCGCGCGGUGGCGAUCGCAUCCGGCCGCGAGCCCGACGCGGUGUGUGGGAAGCCUCGGAUUGACAUGGCGGCCGUCCUCUUCGCGAAGGAGGAGAUUGCGGACGCGCGGGCGUCGUGUUUGAUGGUGGGGGAUCGCCUCACAACGGAUGUAGCUUUUGGCAAUGCGGCGGGCUGCCAGACCAUGCUCGUGCUGAGCGGCGUCGAGGGGAUGCGUGAUAUUGAGAGGGCGAAGAGGGAACGGCGAAGUGAGUUGCUCCCAGAUUACGUGGCAGACUCGCUUGCUUGCUUUAUUCCUUAG